Messenger RNA from Lottia gigantea (owl limpet), 956 nucleotides. RefSeq lists its product as hypothetical. The transcript is spliced from 2 exons. The coding region runs from base 24 to 692 and encodes 222 amino acids. The record is from RefSeq and is a predicted model, not a curated record. NCBI's taxonomy places the organism in Eukaryota, Metazoa, Mollusca, Gastropoda, Lottiidae.
GGUGUGUAGUGUAUUAGUUGAAGAUGUCUGGAAAACCGGAACUACCCUAUGGCUAUUUAGGUGCCCAACCUAAAUUCAGUGAAUUCGGUAUGACCACGUUGAGUCAUAAUAACCCGGAAGUGGCAGUGAGUGACAACCAGAUUGAAGUAAAGUUUAAAACGACUCGUCCUGUAAAAUUGACUGGUAAUCUGGUAGAAUGUGCCAAUGAACAAGAACAUAAAGAUUAUGUUUUCUGUCAUACACAGAAUGACGUCAGCUCAAUGAUUGCGACGAUGCCCAAUCCCGGAUACUAUAAACUACAGAUCUACGCCUUGCCUUGUGACGAUGACAGCAAGACUCUACCAGGCGUUUUCAACUAUCUCAUUAACAACCAGGGAAGCGCUAAGGCUCCUACACCCUUCCCUAAACAAUACGCACCAUGGAAAGACGGGUGUUACUUGUACGAUCCCAUAGUUCUUAACAGAUCCAUGAAUUUAUCUAACAUCCAAGUCAAGCUCCACGUCCCGAAUGCUGCAGCUGUUGCCGCAACCGUCGAAGGAGAUUGGACGCAUCUGGAAAGAGAUGCCCAAGGAUUGUGGGCCGGACAAUUAAAUCUUGACAAAUUCAAGCAAACUGGUUGUAAAGUUUGUUUGAAUGCCAAUUAUGGCGGCGAUAAAACCAAAUUCGCUACCCUUCUUGAAUACAGUUUAUAAUUGUAUGUUAUGAAUACUAAAAUAUGCUCAAAAACAAAUUGAAAGUAGCUCAACAGUGCAAUACGUUAAACCGGAAGUGAGUAUGUACAGGAAUUGUCAACCAAUAGAUAUGCAAUUGUAUAUUUACUUCCAAUUUGUAAAUCUGAAACUCGGUCAAUUCGAUUGGUUAGCUGUUCGCCAAAGCAAGGAAGGUGACUGAAAACUUAAUGAGACGCGUAUUUAAUGCUCAUUUUUCGCCAAAAUGGAGGUCUGAAUGCUUUUUAU